AAACGCUGGGAACGCCUCCGACCCUGGGUAGUCGUCGUAAGGCACUGAGGAGGCCGAGAGAUGAGGCCAGAGCAGACCAAGUUCUGGGAAGUUCUUUCUGACACAAGUAAGAUAACAUCUCUGCCAUGCCCACAGGUGCUGAGAACAAGAGAAAUCAAGUGAAGGAAGGAGGCAGAGUUUCCAAGACUUGUGUGCCAUCAUUUCUGGGGACAUCCUUGAUUGGAGAUUGAAGUUUUUGAACAGAAAUUUAGAGCUGAUUCAGAAGAGACAAAUACAGAACGUCCAAGUUAGCAGUCAUUUCCCAAAUUUAGGAGACAAUGAUGCAGGCCCAGGAAUCCCUAACACUGGAGGAUGUGGCUGUGGACUUCACCUGGGAGGAGUGGCAGUUCCUGAGCCCUGCUCAGAAGGACCUGUACCGGGAUGUGAUGCUGGAGAACUACAGCAACCUGGUGGCAGUGGGGUAUCAAGCCAGGAAACCAGAUGCACUCUCCAAGUUGGAACGAGGAGAAGAACCUUGCACAACAGAAGAUGAAAUCUACGCUCGAAUCUGUUCUGAAAUCAGGAAAAUUGGUGAUCCUCUGCAGCAUCACUUGCAAAAUCAAAGUAUUCAGAAGAGUGUGAAACAGUGCCAUGAACAGAAUAUGUUUGGAAAUAUUGUUAAUCCGAACAAAGGUCAUUUCCUGCUGAAGCAAGAUCAUGAUACCUUUGACUUACAUGAAAAACCUUUAAAAUCAAAUUUAAGUUUUGAAAACCAGAAAAGGAGCUCUGGCAUAAAGAACUCUGCUGAGUCUAAUGGAGAUGGGAAAUCCCUUUUUCAUGCUAACCAUAAUCAAUUUUAUACUGAAAUGAAGUUUCCUGCAAUUGCAAAACCUAUUAAUAAGUCCCAGGUCAUUAAGCAACAGAGAACUCACAACAUAGAGAAUGCCCAUGUAUGCAGUGAAUGUGGGAAAGCCUUCCUCAAGUUGUCUCAGUUUAUUGAUCAUCAGAGACUUCACACUGGAGAAAAAGCUUUCUCCAGAAAAUCCAGGCUAAUGGACCAUCAGAGAACUCAUACAGAACUGAAACAUUAUGAAUGCACUGAAUGUGACAAAACCUUCCUCAAGAAAUCACAGCUCAAUAUACAUCAGAAAACUCAUAUGGAAGAGAAACCUUACACAUGUAGCGAAUGUGGGAAAGCCUUCAUCAAGAAGUGUCGGCUCAUUUAUCAUCAACGAACUCAUACAGGAGAGAAACCCCAUGGAUGCAGUGUAUGUGGGAAGGCCUUCUCUACAAAGUUCAGUCUCACUACACAUCAGAAAACUCAUACAGGAGAAAAACCUUAUAUAUGUAGUGAAUGUGGAAAAGGCUUCAUUGAGAAGAGGCGUCUUAUCGCACAUCAUCGAACUCAUACUGGUGAGAAACCCUUUAUAUGCAAUAAAUGUGGGAAAGGCUUCACCUUGAAGAACAGUCUUAUCACACAUCAGCAAACUCAUACAGAAGAGAAAUUAUAUACAUGCAGUGAAUGUGGAAAAGGCUUUUCAAUGAAGCACUGUCUCAUGGUACAUCAACGAACUCAUACUGGAGAGAAACCUUAUAAAUGCAAUGAGUGUGGAAAGGGCUUCGCUUUGAAGAGCCCACUCAUCAGACAUCAGCGAACACAUACUGGAGAGAAACCCUAUGUGUGCACUGAAUGUCGAAAAGGUUUCACCAUGAAGAGUGACCUCAUUGUACAUCAGCGAACUCAUACUGCAGAGAAGCCAUAUAUAUGCAAUGAUUGUGGAAAAGGCUUCACUGUGAAGAGCCGCCUUAUUGUGCAUCAGCGAACUCAUACUGGAGAAAAACCCUAUGUAUGUGGUGAGUGUGGAAAAGGCUUUCCAGCAAAGAUCCGGCUAAUGGGACAUCAACGAACUCAUACAGGAGAGAAACCUUAUAUUUGCAAUGAGUGUGGAAAAGGCUUCACUGAGAAGAGUCAUCUCAAUGUACAUCGGCGCACUCAUACAGGAGAAAAACCCUAUGUAUGCAGUGAAUGUGGCAAAGGCUUAACUGGGAAAAGCAUGCUCAUUGCACAUCAGCGAACUCAUACUGGGGAGAAACCUUAUAUAUGCAAUGAAUGUGGAAAGGGCUUCACCAUGAAGAGUACUCUCAGUAUACAUCAGCAAACUCAUACUGGAGAGAAGCCAUACAAAUGCAAUGAAUGUGAUAAAACCUUCAGGAAGAAGACAUGCCUCAUACAACAUCAGCGAUUUCACACAGGAAAGACUUCCUUUGCAUGUACUGAAUGUGGAAAAUUCUCUUUGCGCAAAAAUGAUCUUAUUACACAUCAGAGAAUUCACACAGGAGAGAAACCGUACAAAUGCAGUGACUGUGGGAAAGCCUUCACUACAAAAUCAGGGCUCAAUGUUCAUCAAAGAAAACAUACAGGAGAGAGGCCCUAUGGAUGUAGUGAUUGUGGGAAAGCUUUUGCCCACUUGUCUAUCCUUGUUAAACACAAGAGAAUUCACAGGUAGUCAUUUUGGGAAAGCCUUUUGCCAGAUGUAGGCCCUUAAGAUAUCUGCAAAGAAGAGUAAUUUCAUGAAUGCAGACUACAUGGUUGUUUAUUUAGUGAUCAAUUACUUCAUGUUUUGUGUCAGAGAAAACAUGUACAAAACAUUUGAGAAAAUAUUUUAGGACAUUAUGUCUAAAAAUUGUAUACUGAGAAAAAUCCUAUGAAUGUGGCAGACUAUGAAAGCCUUUGGUGGGAAGAUAAACCCCCUCAGAAGUGAUCAUAGAUCAUGAAUAAACUACUAAUUCAUGGAAAUGUAAUAAUUAUAGGAAAGUCUUUGCCCAAAAAUAAAACCUCAAUAGAUUGAGAGAGUUCACACUGGAGAAAUACUUUCCUCUGGCAGUGAAUAUGGCAGGGUUUUCAGUAAAAUGUUUUGCCUCAUCAUGUGCUAU
Messenger RNA from Nomascus leucogenys (northern white-cheeked gibbon), 2913 nucleotides. RefSeq names its product zinc finger protein 615 (gene ZNF615). The record is from RefSeq and is a predicted model, not a curated record. NCBI's taxonomy places the organism in Eukaryota, Metazoa, Chordata, Mammalia, Primates, Hylobatidae. Gene Ontology annotation, molecular function: RNA polymerase II cis-regulatory region sequence-specific DNA binding; DNA-binding transcription factor activity, RNA polymerase II-specific. Gene Ontology annotation, biological process: regulation of transcription by RNA polymerase II.